Fusarium musae is the source of this 273-nucleotide messenger RNA. RefSeq lists its product as uncharacterized. The transcript is spliced from 2 exons. NCBI's taxonomy places the organism in Eukaryota, Fungi, Ascomycota, Sordariomycetes, Hypocreales, Nectriaceae. The record is from RefSeq and is a predicted model, not a curated record. The coding region runs from base 1 to 273 and encodes 90 amino acids.
AUGACGACAUUGUUGGAAGCACUUCGCCAGACCAGUCGGGUUGACUGCGAUACUCUCGAUUCGAAUGGUAAGCAAGCUCACCAUGCCGAUGUCUCCAGUAGUGCUGACCUUCAGGCAAUCGCAUUCUCGGAGAUCUCAAGACCGCUUGCUGGUGAACCCCUUUUGCAUCACGAUGCGCUGAUUAAAGAGGCCAUUCAAAGUGCCCGUGGGGCACUGAAGGAAGUGCAAGGAUCCGCGACGUUUGAGGAGUUUGUUGUACAGAUCUUGGUAUGA